Molecule: messenger RNA, 594 nt
Organism: Dendronephthya gigantea
Lineage: Eukaryota; Metazoa; Cnidaria; Anthozoa; Malacalcyonacea; Nephtheidae
Product: fibropellin-3-like
Exons: 5
Coding region: 1-594 (197 amino acids)
Biological process (GO): establishment or maintenance of epithelial cell apical/basal polarity; heterophilic cell-cell adhesion
Cellular component (GO): plasma membrane; protein-containing complex
Molecular function (GO): calcium ion binding
Source: RefSeq, a predicted model, not a curated record
AUGUCAUCGGAUUACAUUGAUGAAUGUGGCUCGCUACCGUGUCGACCCAAUGGUAAAUGCAUUGAUGGAGUCAACUCGUACACUUGUCAAUGUAAUGCUGGUUACAAGGGCAAACACUGCGAAACAAAAACGGACAAGUGUACACCGAACCCGUGCAAGAACAACGGCAAAUGUAUGCUUGAUGCAGUUGAAGAUGAGAGCCAAGAAUUACAGAUGAAUGAUCAAGCUGACUCCUCCUUCGUCUGCAUCUGUCCCCCAGGAUACACCGGACGGCUUUGUGAAAUAGUUGUGAAUCCGUGCAAUGCUCGGCCUUGCCGUAAUGGAGGAGCGUGUAUGAAGAGCGUUAUUGAAGAUGAAAGCGUGUAUCAGGAUUGGCAGUCUGGGAAUUCAUAUGUUUGUGUAUGCAAAGAAGGCUUCACUGGAAAAAACUGCGAAAUAGAUGUCGAUGACUGUGUUGGCAAUGGCUGUCAGAAUGGCGCGAAAUGUAUUGAUGGACAAAACUCCUACCAAUGUCAGUGCCUGGCUGGGUACACUGGAAAACUUUGUGAACAUGGUACACGAGUGUUAUUUUUACGUAACUACUUUGAUAAAUAG